Aspergillus saccharolyticus JOP 1030-1 is the source of this 1689-nucleotide messenger RNA. Its product is annotated as putative G2/M phase checkpoint control protein Sum2. Bases 1 to 1689 code for a protein of 562 amino acids. The record is from RefSeq and is a predicted model, not a curated record. Lineage: Eukaryota; Fungi; Ascomycota; Eurotiomycetes; Eurotiales; Aspergillaceae. The transcript has 4 exons. Gene Ontology annotation, cellular component: P-body. Gene Ontology annotation, molecular function: mRNA binding. Gene Ontology annotation, biological process: cytoplasmic stress granule assembly; P-body assembly.
AUGGAUAUGAACCAUUUAAUAGGUCAGCGGUUCAACCUGAUCUCCAAGAGUGACAUUCGCUAUGUUGGUACCUUGCAUGAGAUCAACCCUGAAGCGUCCACAAUAGCUCUGGAAAAUGUCGUCUCCUUUGGCACUGAGGGCCGUCGAGGCAACCCCGCUGAGGAGAUUGCUCCGUCUGCCAGUGUUUAUGAAUACAUUGUCUUUCGGGGUAGCGACGUAAAAGACAUUAGCGUAGCGGAGGACAAGAAGGAAAAUGCACCAUCUGAACCUCCUCAGGUCCCCGAUGAUCCUGCUAUCCUAGGGAGCAUGUCCCGUCCUGGUCCAGGUCCUCAAGGCAUUCCUUCUCACUCGCAAGCACAGCAGCCUCAGGUCCCCCGUCCAACGCCUGGCUACCCCCAGCAACCUCAAUUCCAGGGCUUCUACCCUCCUUACGGGCAGCGCUUUGGAGCUCCUGGUUUCCCUCCUGGGCCUGGAUUUCCUAAUAUGCCGUAUGGAGCUCCUCCCCCAGGAUGGUACCCUCCCCCGGGUCAAGGAUUCCCUCAAGGACCAGGCCAGUUCCCCCCUCAUCAGAUGCCAAUUGGACCCCCCGGUCAACACCAGACCCCUCCGCCACAGCGCCAAGGGGCGCCUGGUGCGGGCCCUGUAAACGUUCCUAAAGCUACCUCGGAGCUUCCCGUUGGUGAAAGGCCCUCCAGUAAGCCCGCCAGCCGGAAUGCCACGCCUGCACCUCCUGUUGGUCAGAAUCCUCCUCCACCCCCCGUUGAAUCGAAACCUUCCGUAACGGAAGCCGUACAAGCAUCCAGUAUUUCCGCGGCGGUUCCGGUUGCACCCAUGCUUCCACCCACUGGACCCAGGAGCAGCCGUGUGCAGCCGGCAGUCCCAAUGGCUAUGCAUUCUAAGCCGCCAGUCCCAGCUGUAGGCCCUUAUCCCGGUGCUGUUGCGGGAGCUGCUGUGUCGCAAGGUACCGCUCCUCAAGCGGCCAUUACUGAAGCCACUCGUGCUGCCACUGCCGCCGUUGCAGCUGCGAUGGCCAAAUUGCCCCAGCCCGGCGCUCAGAAACUUCCUGUUCAAGGGGAUGUGUCGGUGGAUGGUGUGACCAAGCAGCUUGCUGAGAUGAAGCCCUACGAAGGCAACCGAGCUCCUCGCGGAGGCCACGCGCACCCACGGGGCGGACGCGGUGGUCAUCGCGCUCCCUAUCAGGGCCAGGCGAAGAAGGUUGAUGUUCCUGACACCGACUACGAUUUCGAGACCGCGAAUGCCAAGUUCAACAAGCAGGACUUGGUUAAGGAAGCUAUUGCCACCGGAUCUCCGGUCCAUGAAGCCGAGGCUGUCUUGCCUACAGGCGAGGCCGAGUAUGCCGAGAAGCCCAGCUCGGACAACGUCAACUCAUACAACCGGGCCACUUCCUUCUUUGACAACAUCUCGAGUGAAGCUCGUGAUCGGGAAGAGGGUACGGGUGCCCGUGCCGGUGGUCGCGAAUGGCGCGGUGAGGAGGAAAAGCGCAACAUCGAGACCUUUGGCCAGGGUAGUGUCGACGGUUAUCGGGGCAGCUAUCGGGGCCGUGGCAGAGGUAGAGGCUACGGCCGUGGCCGCGGAGGUUACGGUCGUGGCUACAACUCUCGUGGCCGCGGAGGUCUUCGUGGCGGUCGCAAUGCUCCUCAAUCCACCGGAGUGCCCACCCAGAUCUAA